Messenger RNA from Linum tenue, 1059 nucleotides. Lineage: Eukaryota; Viridiplantae; Streptophyta; Magnoliopsida; Malpighiales; Linaceae. The record is from the annotation of a GenBank genome assembly.
CAACUCUAAUUGCAUUUAUCAUGCUUGUAUCCAUGUCACUGUACUUGUCAUUUCUUUACUCAGGUCUGAUUAUCUGGAUCUAUUGCCAGUUGUUGAUUGAAUGAUAUCUUCUUUUCAAUCGGUAUCCUUGACAACUUAGCAGUGAGGUAUCUAUUUUGCUUGCACGCUCUUUCUUCAUGGAAUUUUCCAUGGCAGUUUUGGCACUGCUUGCACGACUUUGAGUUUUGGUUCGGCAGGUAAGUGCUUACUUAUUCCAUGUCAAGCAGUAGAAUAAGAAUCUGCAACUCCGUAAGUGACAAAUGCAGUUAAAAUCUUUUCCAUCAAUAGCACAUUUCUUGUUGACUGUAAAACAAGUAUAGCACAGUCUGCACUCAUUUUGUUUCCUUCUACAGAUAUUACUUAAUGUUGCUUCUUUUUUUUUUUUUGAAGAAAAUGUUGCUUCAUUGUCCAACACCGUGUCUUCGCUCGCCCAGAAUAAGCAGUCUGUGAAAAUAAAUAAGAAAGGAAUAGAGGUUGGCAGCCCCACCUGUGUUUUCCGUACCUUCAUGAUACAAUACCAAUUGAAUCACUAUCCUUUUCACUGAAACCUCCUCUUCUCCAGGUAUUUCGAGAGUACUAUCCAAUGAACAAGGAAUUUAUCACCCUAGAGUGUGUUUGGGAAGAAGAUAAAUUUGUGUUGCUCGAAAAGAGUACAGAAAACUGACGUAAAAGAAAAUUAUGAGACCAUAAAAGAUCCCAACAAUGGAAGAACGGCUGUACGGUAUCGAAGCAUUCAGGCAUUUCUUAGAGAUGGAAGUAGAUCAUCCCGACAAAGAAGGCUCUUCUCUGAUGAAGAAAGAUGAGGACUUGUCAGCUGGAUCUCCAACUCCGAAAGAGAUUGAACAUCAGAAGCAAGCAGCUGGUGCUGAUGCAUCCAUAGCUGUUAAAAGGCCUUCAACUUCAACUUCAAAUGUGACCACGCCAGGGCUUUCAAGGGGUAGUGAAAAGGAAGCAGAUGGCAUGGAGGAUUCGUUUUUCGAUUUGCUUACUGCUGGUGGAAACCUCAAGAGUCUCUUUUGA